Messenger RNA from Brienomyrus brachyistius, 5383 nucleotides. Its product is annotated as phosphatidylinositol 4-phosphate 5-kinase type-1 gamma-like. Gene Ontology annotation, molecular function: phosphatidylinositol kinase activity. The coding region runs from base 403 to 2553 and encodes 716 amino acids. NCBI's taxonomy places the organism in Eukaryota, Metazoa, Chordata, Actinopteri, Osteoglossiformes, Mormyridae. Gene Ontology annotation, biological process: phosphatidylinositol metabolic process. The record is from RefSeq and is a predicted model, not a curated record. The transcript has 19 exons.
AAAAAUAGCUGCAAACGGGCCCUUCUUCGGGUGGGCUCCGCCUCGUGCGCUUCCAGGCCUCUGAUUCGGCCUGACGUCACCCAGCUUCGGGCGAUUACGUCGGAAAGCCGAGCGGCGACGUGACGCGCAGCCCAUGGAGAGCCGUGGUACAGAAUGGGUCGGAUGAAAGACACCAUCGGCAGCGUAGGGGUAGGCGCGCCUCCCAGUGUGGCUCUCUCACAGCCCCGAUGAAAACCAUAAAUCCGCGCUAGAUGCGCCCCAUCAUAGGGAAACCCUUGCUUAGCCAAAUGUCUAGUUUAGUGACGCUUAGCGCAGGUCGUCCUUUUAAUUAACGCCAAAGACAUCGCUGCGCGCACUGAAUCGGCUUCAUCACCGUAUUAUUUUGUAAGUGCGGGUUUCUGAAUGGAAGCGGACGGGGAAGGAGCGGCAGGUUUGGCGGAGGCCGUGGAAGGCAAUCCGUCAAGCGUGUCCGCAGCUUCCGAUGACACGGACACCGUUGUCGGCGUUAGUUACGGAAUGGACGCCGGAGACCUGGACGCAGCCGCUAAGAAGGCCUUGGUGGCAGAGAUGCCGUCCUCAUCGGGACAGAUGUGUUCAGGUCCCGGGAAGAAGAUUGGGCACAGAGGGGUGGACGCUUCAGGAGAAACCACCUAUAAGAAGACCACGUCGUCAGCUCUGAAGGGGGCCAUUCAGCUGGGCAUUGGGUACACUGUGGGCAACCUGAGCUCCAAGCCGGAGAGAGAUGUGCUGAUGCAGGACUUUUACGUGGUGGAGAGCAUCUUCUUCCCAAGCGAGGGCAGCAACCUGACCCCAGCCCAUCACUACCCAGACUUCCGCUUCAAAACCUACGCACCCGUUGCCUUCCGCUACUUCCGCGAGCUCUUCGGCAUCCGGCCCGACGAUUACCUGUACUCUCUCUGCAAUGAGCCCCUCAUCGAGCUGUCCAACCCAGGGGCCAGUGGCUCCAUCUUCUAUGUCACCAAGGACGACGAGUUCAUCAUCAAGACAGUCAUGCACAAGGAGGCCGAGUUUCUGCAGAAACUUUUGCCCGGGUACUACAUGAAUCUGAACCAGAACCCCAGGACCCUUCUGCCCAAAUUCUUUGGGCUGUACUGUGUGCAGUCGGGUGGGAAGAACAUACGCGUGGUGGUCAUGAACAACGUGCUGCCCAGCGCCAUCCGCAUGCACCUCAAGUACGACCUGAAAGGUUCCACGUACAAGCGGCGUGCCUCCAAGAAGGAGCGAGAGAAGGCCAGGCCCACCUUCAAAGACCUGGACUUCCUGCAGGACCUCCAGGAUGGGCUGAUGCUGGACACUGACACCUAUAGCGCCUUGGUCAAGACCCUGCAGAGGGACUGCCUGGUGCUGGAAAGCUUCAAGAUCAUGGACUACAGCCUGCUGUUGGGCGUGCACAAUAUAGAGCAGGCGGAGCGGGAGCGGCUGGCCGAGGGCCUCCAGGGUUCGGGGGAGCCACGGCCGGUGGCCCAGAAGGCCCUCUACUCCACCGCCAUGGAGUCCAUCCAGGGAGGCGCCGCCUGCGGGGAGUCCAUCGACACGGAUGAUAUGAUGGGGGGCAUUCCUGCGGUCAACGGCAAGGGAGAGAGGCUGCUACUCUACAUCGGCAUCAUCGACAUCCUGCAGUCCUACAGGUUAAUCAAAAAACUGGAGCACACUUGGAAGGCUCUCGUUCACGACGGAGACACUGUAUCAGUCCACCGGCCCAGUUUCUAUGCAGACAGGUUCUUCAGGUUCAUGAAUACCACUGUGUUCAGAAAGAACUCCUCCCUAAAGUGCUCUCCAUCUAAGAAGGGCCGCGGGGUGCUGGCGGUGCCCCACCAUGCAGGCCCGGGGUCCGUGUGGUCGGCCAGCCAGAUGCCCUAUGACCAAGACGACGACACCUUUGACCUACGGGGGGCCCGGAGCUUCCCCACGCUGGAGGAUGACGGCCGGCCAGACCUGCUGCCCUGCACCCCUCCCUCCUUUGAGGAGGCAACCACAGCUUCUAUUGCUACCACUCUGUCCUCCACCACCUCCCUGUCCAUCCCUGAGCGCUCCCCGUCUGACACAUCUGAGCACUCGCGCAGCAGGAGACACACGCAGUCCUUAAGCCACGAAGGGAGGGUUCAGGAGGAGCUCCGCAUGCAUGAGGAGGACCAGCAGACGAUCACCGUGGAGGUGGUGAAGAGGCACGACAGCGAACCCUCCAUCCUGGCCCCAGAGCUGACACCAGAACCCACACCAGAACCUACACCUGAGACCAGCAAAUUUCCUGAGGAGGCCUCGGCUCCCUCUGAGCCCACCCUGGAGCCCGAUGCAGCCAGUCAGCUUUCUGAGUGCGCAAGUCAUGGCUCCCUGGAGGACGAGGAGGAGGUGCCAAUCACGGACAUCUACUUUUUUGCGGAUGGCAGGUACUGGGUUUACUCCCCAGUUCUGCACCGGCGUAAGCCCAGCUCGAGCAGCAUUCAGCCUCCUGAGGAUAGGAGUUGGGUGUAUUCCCCUCUGCACUAUGGCACAGAGACUCAGUCGCCGUCUGACAAGGAGAGUGAGACAUAGAUUCUCCGCAGCUGACAAAGGCGAGAGGACCAGAGAGCUGUAACUCCGGGCGAAUCUGACUGCAGGGGUCGCGACCCCUGUCACAUGGUGGCACGACUGAAGGCUAGAUCCCAGGAGAGAACAACAAAACAAUGCUGGGGAGAGGAAAAGAGGGCGGCGGAAAUUGUGGGAAAGAAUUUUCCCACAGGACGCUAAAUACCAGUUCCCAGACUUCUCUUUUCCUCUUAUUGUAACAAACUUACAUACAUAGCAGAUCGACAGAAACAAAAAAAAGCCCUGUAGUUUUAGCAUGCCCCACCGUGUGCAUAUGUGUGAGCCCCGUCUGUCCCCCAACUGAGGGGUAUGGCCAGCCACCCCCUGACUGUAGCCUCUCAUAACACAAACCACCUGCUAGCUUCUUUUUUUAUUAUCUGUGCACCUUUUUGGAGUAUGUGUAAUAUUGUGAGAUAACAUUUUUCAUUUGUAUUUGUUAAAAAAAAUUAGGAGAGCAGCAACAAGGUACUCGGAAUAUGUUUAAAGAUGGAGGAAAAUGUUAGCCUGUGCUAAACGUCGAUUUACUCUGCGACUGUAUAAGAUCAGAGCUGUUGAAAUGUGUGUGUUUUGUUUUAUUCGGGCAUAGGUGCUCUCUACAUUCCACCUCCCCCCCACCAAACUUCUUUUUCAUGUGAUGAUCGCUUCCUUCCAAGUAGGCAUCACUUCCUACAUAUCAUGUCACUUAAUAGGUUAAACGUGAUUUUUGAGCUCAGUUUGUUAUUAUUAUUGUCAGUUAUUGGUGCCAUGAAUGCUGUCGGGCCUGAGCAUGUGUCGGAAGGACAGCCUUAGCCUGCUGGCCCUCCACAGCCAGCCCUCCCUGUCCUCCAUGCUGUUGACUGGAGAAGAGGUGUAAGAUCUCCUAUGACAUGACCCAGUGAAACCAUCUGUCCAAAACCCGAUCCCUGAGGGAUGCCACAGUAUCACUGCCCUGCGACUGGACCCUAUGACAGGCAUGUGGUUGUGCAAUAUGGGGCAUGGAAUUGUGACAGGGGCUGGUAGCCCUUAGUAGUGGCCAGCAGCCCAUUGAUGGCACCGUUAGCCCAUUGAUGGGACUGGUAGCCCAUUGAUCGGGCUAGUAGUCCAAUGAUGGGACUGGAAGGCCAGUGAUAGGGACAGUAGCCCAUUGAUGGAGCUAGUAGUUCAUAGAUGGUACUGGUAGUCUGUUGUUCGGACCGGUGCUCUAUUGAUGGGGGGCUAGUAGCCCAUUGAUGGGCCUGGUAGCCUUAGGAUGGUAGCUGUAGUCCAUUGAUAGGGCUGAUAGCCCAGUGAUGGUGGCGGUAGCCCAUUGAUGGGCCCAGUGAUGCAGCAGAAGCAGCAGGGGUGUGGUCAGACCAAACACUAACCCAUCCUACCCAACAGUUUAGGAUCAGGUAUCUAUUGUAUAUUUUGUCCACACCUCAACCCAACCAAUGACCACAUCUGCUGGCGGCUCCGCGACAAAGACGUUUACCAGGGAAGGCCAUCUGCUUAAUAACACAGUGGCUGUUUGGCAUUUAGUCACACCCAGGUGUGUGCAUAGUGAAGGAGUUGCGUGUAUCAUGUAAGGUGGGUAUGUGUUUCCAUGGGGACCCCUGCCCAAGCUCUAUUAAAACAUCUUCCAAAGAAGCACAGCAUCCUAUUUUGCUCCAGUAGAAAUGAAGCAUAUAUGCAGGUGUGAUGACAGUACGGUGUGAAACUGCACUGCAUUCUGGGAAACUGACCAAAUUUCAUUGAAAUUGCAGUGAAGAAAAAUGUGAUGAUGAAACAGGCAGUUUGCAGUUACCAGAUUGUCACAGCCUUGUCUUCCCAACUGACAUCUAACUGUCUGUCUUGUGAGUGGUUUGCAACCCAGCCUGCUGUGUACAGUCUUCUAGGUCUAGGUUCAGCGGCAGGGUGCAAAGGUCUCGGAGAUGGCUACGUGCUUCCUCACAACCUCUCAGUCAGUAACUGCCUCUCCACUCAGUCAGCUCAUCUUCUCUUUUGUACUCUGUCUCAGAACGUCAGGUUGUACUGUAAACAGAGGGAGUGUUUUGUUGCAUAUAAGUGAAAGCACUUUUUGUAUAAUUUUCACCUGGAAAACGCAGUCAUAUUACUGAGACUAUUUUUGUUUCUUCAUUGGUGUGAAAACCUGAUUUGGACUGAAUAACUUAAACUGAGAUGCAUAAACGCAGAUGUGGACGUCCAUAUGCUGUAUAAUGGAAGACCUUGCAGAUUCUGGUGGCAGAAACAGACAAGUGGACUGAAAGCAAAGAGGCAUGUUUCUCGGUGUUCAGUGGCCAGUAAUGAGUUACUGCUGUUAUCAGUAACUGCAAAGCAGAGGUCAACGGUCAUAUUUAUGAGUAACUACUUAUACUGCCUUAUGUUAAUGUGAGCAAAUGGCAAGUUUUAGGACCACUAAUGGGAACUUUGUUUCUAUAAUACGUAACUUGUUCGAUUUUAGAGUGGCGUAGAGAGCCGGUUGCUUCAUCAAGUUAUUAACAUAGGACAACAUUUGAUUAGUAAGAAUCACCAGUUUCUCAUGCCAGACCAAGGUGUCAGGAGGGUAGUGUGUGAAUCGCACUGUGGUGGAGUCUUAAGACCAUUCAUUCAUAUUUUGUGUGUGCUUUAAAAAUGCUGUUUACCAUUUCUUGGACAUUGUUUUCAAGCACCAAAAGUUAUUUUCUAAACGACAUAGCAUGUUUUGUUUUGAACAUCAGUAAGCGUAUCUAUUUAUCUAAUCUGUAUAUAUUUAUUUAUUCACUCAUGAAGAUACAUAAAUGGCUUUAUAUGUGUUUGAACUGUAUACAGAAGAGAAUAAAGCAGUUCCUGCUGUAUCAGA